This is a messenger RNA of Myotis daubentonii (Daubenton's bat), 7984 nucleotides long. RefSeq names its product cytoplasmic polyadenylation element binding protein 3 (gene CPEB3). Gene Ontology annotation, molecular function: ribosome binding; translation factor activity, RNA binding; mRNA regulatory element binding translation repressor activity. Lineage: Eukaryota; Metazoa; Chordata; Mammalia; Chiroptera; Vespertilionidae. Gene Ontology annotation, biological process: negative regulation of cytoplasmic translation. Gene Ontology annotation, cellular component: synapse; nucleus; cytoplasm. The record is from RefSeq and is a predicted model, not a curated record.
AUUGCCGGGUGAACGCUCUUAGUUCCGGUGAAGGGAAAAGAGACGUGGCGAAAUUGCUGUCUUUCUGUCUUAUAAGCACAUCUCUCACUAAUCCAGAAAGGGAACCAAGACAUCAAAAAGGGUGAAGACGCUCUCACAGUGUUUUUAGAGACCUUGCGUGAGCCCUCCCACCCCAGCCCGACCUGUUCUUCUAAAUGGGAGAUUAUGGAUUUGCAUUGCAAUUGGCUAGUAGCGGAGGCACUGGAUUUUCGCAACUGCGCAAACCAUGCAGGAUGAUUUACUGAUGGACAAAAGCAAAACCCAGCCCCAGCCCCAGCAGCAGCAGCGGCAGCAGCAGCAGCAGCAGCCCCAGCCCGAGCCCAGCGCAGCCGAAACCCCGUCCACGCCCCUCUCCUCGGAGACCCCCAAGCCGGAGGACAGCAGCGCAGUGCCGGCCCUGAGCCCUGCCGCGGCCCCGCCGGCCCCCAACGGCCCCGAAAAGAUGCAGAUGGAGUCGCCGCUCCUGCCGGGCUUGAGUUUCCACCAGCCCCCUCAGCAGCCGCCGCCGCCGCAGGAUCCCGCGGCGCCGGGUGCGUCGCUGUCGCCGUCCUUCGGCAGCACCUGGUCCACGGGCACCACGAACGCGGUGGAGGACAGCUUCUUCCAGGGGAUCACCCCAGUCAACGGGACCAUGCUCUUCCAGAACUUCCCGCACCACGUCAACCCCGUCUUCGGAGGCACCUUCUCCCCGCAGAUCGGCCUGGCGCAGACCCAGCACCACCAGCAGCCGCCUCCCGCGCCGCAGCCCGCGCAGCCGGCGCAGCCCCCGCAGGCGCAGCCCCAGCAGCAGCGCCGGUCGCCAGCCAGCCCCAGCCAGGCGCCCUACGCGCAGAGGAGUGCCGCCGCGGCUUACGGCCACCAGCCCAUCAUGACCAGCAAGCCGUCCUCGUCCUCGGCCGCCGCGGCCGCCGCAGCCGCAGCUGCCGCCUCGUCCGCCUCGUCCAGCUGGAACACGCACCAGAGCGUGAACGCCGCCUGGAGCGCGCCUUCUAACCCCUGGGGCGGCCUGCAGGCUGGCCGGGACCCUCGCCGGGCGGUCGGCGUGGGCGUGGGCGUGGGCGUCGGGGUGCCUUCACCGCUCAACCCCAUCUCGCCGCUCAAAAAACCCUUCUCCAGCAAUGUGAUCGCGCCGCCCAAGUUCCCCCGCGCGGCCCCGCUCACCUCCAAGUCCUGGAUGGAGGAUAACGCUUUCCGGACCGAUAAUGGUAACAAUCUGUUGCCAUUUCAGGACCGGAGUAGGCCCUAUGACACUUUUAACUUGCACUCGUUGGAGAACUCCUUAAUGGAUAUGAUAAGGACUGAUCAUGAGCCUCUGAAAGGUAAACACUACCCUCCCAGUGGCCCACCAAUGAGUUUCGCUGAUAUAAUGUGGAGGAAUCAUUUUGCAGGACGCAUGGGAAUAAAUUUCCAUCAUCCAGGAACAGAUAAUAUAAUGGCACUUAACACCAGGAGCUAUGGGCGGAGACGAGGUCGGUCUUCUCUCUUCCCCUUUGAAGAUGCCUUCCUGGAUGACAGUCAUGGCGAUCAGUCCUUGUCCUCUGGCUUAAGUUCCCCCACUCGCUGUCAAAAUGGGGAGCGAGUAGAGCGCUACUCUAGAAAGGUGUUUGUUGGAGGCCUUCCUCCUGACAUCGACGAAGAUGAGAUCACUGCCAGCUUCCGCAGGUUUGGACCUCUCGUGGUGGACUGGCCUCACAAAGCUGAAAGCAAGUCGUACUUUCCUCCGAAAGGCUAUGCCUUUCUGCUGUUCCAGGAGGAGAGCUCAGUGCAAGCUCUGAUCGAUGCCUGCCUGGAGGAAGACGGGAAACUGUACCUGUGCGUGUCCAGCCCCACCAUCAAGGAUAAACCGGUGCAAAUUCGACCAUGGAACCUAAGUGACAGUGACUUUGUAAUGGAUGGUUCUCAGCCUUUGGACCCCAGAAAAACUAUCUUUGUUGGGGGAGUUCCACGACCCCUUCGAGCUGUUGAACUGGCAAUGAUCAUGGACCGUUUGUAUGGUGGUGUCUGCUAUGCUGGCAUUGAUACGGACCCAGAGCUGAAGUACCCCAAAGGUGCUGGCCGCGUGGCGUUCUCCAAUCAGCAGAGCUACAUCGCAGCCAUCAGCGCUCGCUUUGUGCAGCUCCAACACAAUGACAUUGACAAACGGGUGGAAGUGAAGCCAUAUGUGCUGGAUGAUCAGAUGUGUGAUGAGUGCCAGGGCACGCGCUGUGGGGGGAAGUUUGCCCCGUUCUUCUGUGCCAACGUCACCUGCCUGCAGUAUUACUGCGAAUACUGCUGGGCCAGCAUCCACUCCCGCGCCGGCCGGGAGUUCCACAAACCGCUGGUGAAGGAGGGAGGCGACCGCCCUCGCCACGUCCCGUUCCGCUGGAGCUGAGCCCAGGGCAGACCUGGCCACAAGUACUGGAGUAGAUGACACGGAGGGAAACGAGAGGGCACUGCCUCAGGGCUUACAGUGUUCUGGAAAUCUGUGCAUUCGUUCUCGAUUUUUAAAGAAGAAAUGGGUCUUUUUAUUAUUAUUAUUAUUUACAGUCAUAUUACUGAACUCAAUGUCCAGUAUAAUGCAAAAUUGCAGAGUGUAUAACGGUACUGAUUUGCACUUUGAUUCACACCUUUGUCUGCUUGGUACCUUCAUUUCUUAUACCUGACUUGUCCCUCGUGACAGUACGUAGACUGCCAUUCUCAUCAGCGGCCAUCAGGUCGACGUCUGUGAUUUUUUCGUUUGUUGUUGUUGUGUUGUUGUUCCGAUUGUUUUUGAACUGGAGCAUGCACUUAUUUUCAGAAACUUAGAGAGUUGCCCCUAGGAGAAGACUUACCAAAGGUAAUACUCGUGAGUAGGUGGCAGAUGUAGCAAAAACUUCACAACAAUUCAGCAAUCACUAGUUGGGGUCAUUUAGAGUAAGGAUAACCCUUAAUGAAAAUAAGCCUUUAGUUGCUCUCUAUCUUGACAUGUAAGGAUACCUCAUAAGCUGAAUCUUUAUUUUUUCCUUCACGUUUGAUUUUUUGUUUUGCUGAGGACUUCAGUUAGAUCUUUUAGUGUUACGUAAAUUUAUGCUGCAAUAGCUUUUGCUGCUAUUAAAAUGGUAUUAUUAAUACCAUAAUACUCUAUUCAGGCUAAGGUAUCAAUGAAAAAAAACCCAACAACACACUUCUGUGAUUUAGGGAUAGAAUCCGCUGCCGAAAGGAGAUCAGAAGAGACUUCAGAAGGCUUCAACGGAAGGUCACUAUUUCCGACUGCAUGUUUACUUAAUCAGGUUGCUGCAUGCAAUAAAUUUUAUAUCCAAUGUCUAGUAUGAAACCUUCCCACAAUGCACAAAUUAAGAAUCUAUAUAAGCUAUAAAAUACUGAUUUUUUUAAACAAAAAAAAAACCAAGAUUUUUUUCAUUCAAAGAAUUGGUAAUUGACUGGAGGAAGGCAUGCCUCAAUAAAUGGAAUGCUUCUGAAAUUAGGAAGAGCCCAUAACAGAAUGACCUAUAUUACAACCAAUAUACAACCUAGGUGUAGGAUAUUCUUAAAGCAAACUCGUGGAUGGUAGAUGAAGUACUUUGCGGUGCUCUGUUAUAUAUUGUGCAAUUUAUUUUAUAUAGUAAAGUGAUUAUGUCUAACUGUGAUCAAACUUAACUGUUUAAAGCCUCUGUGUCAGACGUUAAUGAACUUGACAGUUCACAACUGGUAUACUCUUAACUAACACAUGAGCUCUUAGUUCCAAUCUCCUAGUGCUUGCACCAUUUUACAUAGCUUCAGACCUUGUCCAGAAAACCAAAGAGCUCAUCUUAGCUUACAAACACUAGGAAUAUAUACAGUAUAUAGAGAUAAGUUGUCAGAUUGACAAACUAGGCACACUUUAAGAAAGUCGCGUGAUGGUGAUGCUAAAGAAAUGUCUGUAUAAGAAAUGAUGGCCUGGGUGGGGCUGGUUGUCUGGGUGAGAAAUUCACUACUUAAUUCCCUGGAUUUAUCCUGUAAAGCUUGAAUAGAAUUAAGACCUGCUAAUACUACCGUGGACAUUUUUUUAGCAUUCACUCUUGGGCUGCAGAUAGUAAUAUAUAAACACACACGAUGAUUGUGAGACUAUGUAGAUUUUUUUUUUAAUCUUCUUCCUAUGUUUUGGAAAUCUGGGGACAAUCUGACUGGAUAUGACACUGCAGACUAGGUUUAAAUCGCUGUGUUUUAUGUGCUGUGAUGUCCUUGUACUGUCUUAAGUUAAUAUUGCUUGUUUUCGUCCCAUUCUGUUUUGUUUCUCCAGUGUUCCGUUGCAAUUAACAGCUCUCAAACUAUAGAUUGUUUCCAAAAAGGAAAAACAAAAUAGUUUUUUACUGGAUUAAAAAUGCUUAUUAGAAAUUCUCCCCUUUUGAGGUUACCUCUGGGCUUUUUGGUAAGAAUUGCUUUUUUCCAGCCCAGCUGUGGUUUUUCUGUUUGUUUGUUUUCUAUGUUUGUGGUUUGUUUUUUCAUCUGUACAAGAAAUUUUGUUAUGCACUACUACUUUUUGUAUUCUAGACAGUUUUCAAAAGUUGGCUGAAGAUUUUUUUGUUUGUUUGUUUUUAAGGAAAAAGGCAUGCUUUCUGACUGACAUGAUCUUUUGCAAUACCUCAAUUUUGAAAUAUAGGAGAGAAAAUGAUAUUUUCUAAGUAAUUUUAUUCAGAAAAAUAUAUAUUAAUUUAAUUCUGCAAGAAAAAUGAUUUAACAGAUGGGUAACUUUAUUUUUUUCAUGCUUAUUUGUGUUUUUUGAAAAUGAAGAAGUUAGAGCUUUAUAACUAUAAUAUUAAAGAUCAUAUCUAACCUACAGAAAUCUACCUAAUUAUAUGAAAGAAGCAAAACUUUUUGAAGAAGCACCCCUCUUUCAUGUACUAAAAUAACACUGAGAUUUAAAAAAAACAACAACAACAACAAAAAAUGCUGGAAGAUUGUACAGCAUAAAGCUUAACGUGAAAGUGAGAAAACGUGGUCAUGAAGAAUAGGUUACAAAAAAUAAACUCCAUUUGGUGCUGAAAGUUGUGAAUAGAUGGUGGAAACUACUUUCCCUUAAUUUGUAUAUUUAUAAUCAAGCGUUGAUUGUGCACGACUGGCCAGGAUUGUGAAAGAAUUCUUCUGUUUGUAUUUUUUUAAAGAGAACUUUUUUAGUUUAUUAAAUUAUAACAUGUUCCCUUUUGUUUUGUAAAUAAAUGUGCCCCCCUCCCCCAAGUUGUUAAUGUUAUAUUAAAAGAGAGGGUCCUUCAAAAAAAAUUAUUUUUUAAAACACAGAGGUGUUCUGACCUGCAACUUGACUGGGAAGCCCCUGGGUAUCACAGGUCCUGUUGUGGCCUUUCCUUGAUGUGACACUUGAACUAGUCGAUUUUUUGAAGGCUAUAACCUAACCUCGACUAUUUGUUGUUAUGUGCAAUACUGUUUGUACUGUUUGUAUAAAAAAUAGAAAAAAAAAGAAAAGAAAAAAGGCAUAAAUCUUUAUUGCAGAUUUAUUUUCAUUGCAAACUUUAGACAUUGUGAUUCACUGAAAUCAUUUUUCUACUGUCAAAUAUGUACCUUUUCUUCAUGCUGGUAUUUUUUCAAUAGUAAUGUAGCCUUUGUACUGAGACAAAUUUUCAUUGUUAUUUUUAGAGAGAUUUUUUGCUAAGAAAAAAAUUAAACAUAUUUACAUAUUUUUCAUUUUAUUUCGUAUUUUCUUUAAGGAGUGCUUUCUCAAUCAUUAAUAGAGUUGUUUCUGGGAGGGACUUUCAUAUCUGGUCAAUGUCAUAAUAUUAUUUUGUAUUUUUACUUGGAAUAAAUUAAUUUUAUGAUGCUAAUUCUUUAAAAGUUUAUUUUUUUCAUUUUCAGUUAUUUUUGAAGCUAAAACCUUUGUAAUAUUGUUACUAAAGUGUCUAGUUUUUUGAAAUGCAAAGCUUUAUGUAUUAACUUGCUGAUGUGGUUUACAAUAGUGUGACAACAAUGAAAACGGUUGGUUAUGUAAAGUGAUUGGAAAAUGUAAUGAAUAAUUGGGUAAUAAAAUGACAGAAUGAGCAGAACAUGUGAGAUUUUGACAAGCCUUUUCCUUUGUUACAGUGGUUUAGUGUAAGCUUAGGGAUGUCACAGUACAGUCCUCUAGGGAUGUCACAGUGGAUUUAUACAACACCAGGUGCAGCCACAUCUGUGGCCCUGAUCAUGGUCACCCUCACGAGACACCACCAGGCUGACACCUGGCCAGGUCAACAAAAUGACUCAUUGCUUUCCCCUCUGACUCUUCAUUAUGUCGUGUGUGUGUGUGUGUGUGUGUGUGUGUGUGUGUGUGUGAGAAUCUGCCCCCCACUGCUGUCCAUGUGUGAGUGAGAUGGUGCCUUUCGCCCAGGCCACACCUUUUCCAUUCAUUCACUGUGGUGACGUCUGAGAGUAAAAGGAAUUGCUGAGAGGACACUGCCUUCUGGGUAGUUAGACACAGAUUGCAGGGUCUCCCUGAGUCACCCCAGUUCCGCUGGAGGGUGUACCGAGGAGGCACUCUCAGCCGUCACCACGGUCAUGGACAGUCUCAGACUUCAUCUUCCUUCACCUCCCACCUGCUCCCUGCUAUGGUGCCCCUUGUUUGUCCCUAAUUGUCCCUUAUUGUGGCAACACAUCUGGCAACCCUCUGAGCAUGAUCUGUCUGCCCUCCUGCUUCUUUUCCAACACCCACCUCACCUCGAAGCUGUGCUGUGAAGGCAGCGUGCCAUUGUAAUGGCACCUAAAAUUAAGACGACAAAACGAACAUACAACUGCAAAACUGGUGUUGCGUAAACAGAACAUCCAAUGACUUGCUCUAGAUCGAUGGUGUGUUUCUACAAGUCCUUGGCGGCCUCUUCCGGCCCCGCUGCCAGGGAGGCGAGGCUGUCAAUGGCUCAGAGAAACGGGUGUCCAGCGUUGGCUUUGGGUAUGCUCUCUGUAUUCAGUUUUGUAAAUAAUAUAUAGAUUAGAUCAAGUCGUGAUGUAAAAUUUUAACUCAAAUUGGGUAUUACUGGUUGGAAUUUUACAUUAACUCACAAAUACGUGAUUAGGAACAGAAGAAACGAAAUUGGAAAAUUCUUGCUUAGUGGUAUAAAGAUUAUGCUUAGAUUUCUGCUUAUAUCUUGUGUUUUAUAGCUUGUUAGUGAGGCAUGGGCUAAUGCAGAAUGUAUUGCAUUGAUGCAAUUAGCAAAUAACUGCUAGUUUUAAUUUUAUCUAUUGUAUUAGCAACAAAAUGGUAUUUAACUGGGUAAGGCUCCUACCUAAAUAUUUGAGUAUUGUGACAUCUCUACUUGCAAGGUUUGAGUGAAAGAUUAGUCACAGAUUAGUGAAAAAAAAAAAAGUAUCUUUUUGUUAAAACUGGCUUAUUUGUAUGGAUUGUUGCUUUUUCACCAGUUUGUAUGGUAUGUCAGCUAACAUUUUCUGUUUCUUUCUUUUUUUUAAAUAAUAACCAAACUUCUCUAUCUCAGCUGCAAUAGUGUUCCAUUUUACCACAGAGUAUUUUAUAAUUAAUGCUGUUGACUUUAUACCCCAAAAUGGGUCAAGAAGUGGAUAUAUGAUUCGGAGAGGUUUAAAUUUGUAUGACGGUGAACUUAAUCGCCACAAGUAGAAAACUAGGGUGCUAAUACAGGACAACUUCUGCUCUUUUUUCUUUUCUGGAUCUAGUUCUGUUGGGGUAUAAAGUAUUAGGUAUUUGUAUUUUUGCUGUCAAAAUAAUGGACAUAACUUUUAGAGUGUUCACAGCUAAGAUCUCUGUAUUUGUUUUUCAACUAACAACUAAUUUUAAAUGUAUUGUAUCUUUUAUUACCUGUUCUCUUAGAUUGUUUUUGCUAGUAAUCCUUACUCAGCUUCUGCCUUUGGGCUUGGACUAACAUUGCUUGUAUGGAACUGCAGUACUGUGACUAAACAUGGAGCUCAAUGCAGCUACUGCUUCAACUGCUUAAACUUUGUAGUUUGGACUUCAUUUUUUUCUGUAAUAACAACUUAUUAAAUCUAGUUGUAUGAAGUA